AUGUCAAAUCCAUUUUUAAUUCUAUCGGAUUCAUCAUCAACUUCAACAAAUCCAUAUUCAACAACAUCUUCAAAAGCAGCUUCAAUCGAUAAUGAUUCUUCAUUGACUUCAAAUAUUUAUAAAGAUAUUCUUGAAUAUGUUCUUCUAUGUACUAUCGAUGAACAACCAUCAUCAUCAUUUAUUUAUUUAGCUGAAUUAGCUGUAGAAUUACCUGAAAAUUGGCAAAAGAAUUUGAUUGAUCAAGCUUUAUUUGAACGUCUUCAUAUGAUAGAUCCAUCAAGUCAUUUAUUAAUAUCAACAACAAAAAAAUCAACGAUUAGAAAUGAUGUAAACAUUAUUAUUGAGACACGUUGUUUACACUAUUUAGCUGGAUGUUAUCAAAGAUUAUUACGACAACAUGAUCAUUUUAAAUUAGUAUUCGAAGAUAUUAGAAAAUUAUUUAUUGAUCAUACGAAAACAGCAAUUAGUUUACCGGAUCUUUAUGAAAAUCAAGAUUUAUCUAAACAAUGGUUAGAAUUAUUAAUUGAAGGUCAAGAAAAUUCACUUUUGUAUGAAUAUAUUGAUUGUGUUAAUAAUGAGUCUUUAUCACAAAUAACUGAUGAAAUUGAAAAUCUUUACAAUUCUGUCUUUCGUUAUAUGUACAAAAUGAUUCAACCACUUGAUUAUUUUUCAACUGAACUUAUUGCAUAUGUUGGAGCAUUAAAACAGUUAGCAAAAUGGCCGGCACUUGUUCGAAUCAUCUUUCGAUUGUCUCAUCCAAAAACAGCAUCUAAUCGUUCUAUGCAAAUUCAUUUUGGAUCCUCAGGUGGUGGUCGAGCAUUUGAAGAUACAUUAGUUGGUAGUUUUCUAUCAAAAUCAUGUUUACCUUCAUUACCCGGAAAACCUUAUUUAUUCUUUGAAAAACCGAAAGUAAUGACCGAACAUGAUGUUGAUUUAACAGCUAAAACAAUGUGGCAAGUAAGAUUAACAAAUAUUAUUCAUUUUACACUAUAA
Rotaria sp. Silwood2 is the source of this 993-nucleotide messenger RNA. The record is from the annotation of a GenBank genome assembly. NCBI's taxonomy places the organism in Eukaryota, Metazoa, Rotifera, Eurotatoria, Philodinida, Philodinidae.